Paramecium tetraurelia is the source of this 234-nucleotide messenger RNA. RefSeq lists its product as uncharacterized. Lineage: Eukaryota; Ciliophora; Oligohymenophorea; Peniculida; Parameciidae. The record is from RefSeq and is a predicted model, not a curated record. The transcript has a single exon.
AUGAAUUUUGAUAAUUUGCAAACAUGUGGAAGUGAACUCAAAAAACUAGAAAACCAUAAUUUUGCUAAGAAUGAUUCUCCAGAGAAUUCUUUGGUGGAAGACUUUGAUUUUGGUCUGAGGAGACAUACAUUCUCUUUAUAUUUUAUGGCAGCAAUAAAGUUUAUUAUAAAAAUGAGAAAGUCUUUUGGUAAUAUCUAAUAGAAAUCUAAAUAGCUCUAAAUAUAGUAGAUAUGA